GCCACGCCUCCGGCCUCCUUCACAGCUCUCCGCAUCUAUCCUCAGCCGUUCCGUGCGCGUACUCAGACAGUCCAACGGCCGGGUCUAAAUUCCACCUACCAUGAGCCGCUCGCAGUUCCACCCUCUCCAGUUCAAUGAGCGGACGGGCGAGCCGUUCUUGCGCCUCCCCAGCCCGCACGAUAAUAUCAUCAUCACCACAUCGCGUAUGAGCGACGCCGCCACGGUCAUCGCGAACAUGAACAGUCCCGCGGUCUAUAACUGGCUCGACGGUCCGCCCUUCCCAUACCACGCGGAGCACGCCGACUCGUGGCUGGAGUAUGUGAAGAAGGAUACAGACGCGGCGUUCGAGGAGCUAGAACGCGCGCAGAUCGAGCAUCCAGACGAGCCCCGACUCGUGGUCAAUAGCUGCCCAGUCCGUAUCAUCAGAGAGGUGCAUGAGGAUGGGACGGAUGUGCUGCUGGGCGACGUCAUGUUCGUCCGAGAGCGUUGGCCGGAGGUCCUGGACAAUGAGGCGAAGGAAGCCCUCUCGAAGCCCAACGCGGAAAAGCCGGCCGGCGAUCCAGAGAUCAUCUGGUGCAUCGGCGAUUACAUCGCGCCUUCCCACCAAGGCAAGGGAAUCAUGACGGCCGCGAUCAAGACCCUGAUGAACGAGUGGUGGAUCCCUCGCAUGGGUGUGCGCCAGAUACGCGCCGAGACGUUCGACGACAACGUCGGUAGCAGGAAGGUCUUCGAAAAGCUGGGGUUCGUCUACGAGAAGACGGUGCCGCUGGAGAACAAGUUCUUGAACUCGGGCAGGAAGAUUAGCGGGAUGGACAUUCUAUGGUGGCGGGCCGAGUAGGACGUGGCUCGGUGGCGUUUCGGGUGGUGUGGCGUUCCUGCGGCUUGUAUUAGGUAUCAACGUGCUUGUGUGUGUACGCAUGGGGAAAUGAAGCAUCUAGUCAUGGUAGAUGAUGGAGCUUGAUGCGAGCAGUUGUGUGCGUGUACAAGCGACUAAAGCCCAGUGACUUGUUUGGCCAGAAAAGGUCGCUGCGAUGCUGAGUUCUGUC
This is a messenger RNA of Trametes versicolor FP-101664 SS1, 1046 nucleotides long. RefSeq lists its product as uncharacterized. The transcript has 2 exons. Gene Ontology annotation, molecular function: acyltransferase activity, transferring groups other than amino-acyl groups. The record is from RefSeq and is a predicted model, not a curated record. Lineage: Eukaryota; Fungi; Basidiomycota; Agaricomycetes; Polyporales; Polyporaceae. Bases 101 to 838 code for a protein of 245 amino acids.